AGCGGCAAUAAAAGGUGAUAAAUAUACUAGAUUAUAAUAGACUUUAGAUGAAAUAUACAUUUGAUACUUUAAUACUUGAUACUAAAUAUUUAGCUUAACAAAUCUUCCAUAUGCACAAAAAUAGCUUUGGAGUUCUGCAGGGUUCUGUGCUUGGUCCUCUAACAUUAUUAAGAAAAGAGGUUACUACAAUUUGGUGUAAAGUCGUAGGCACGUCCGUGAAUCAGAUCCAUCCACUAAUGUGCCUCCAUGGGUCUGCGUGUGACUAACUUUCUCUCUUUUCCCAUAGUUGCGUUUCUCUCUGUGGCAGGAAUAAUGAGACUCAGAACUGUCUCCAGUGUUUAGUCACUGGUCCAACCAUCCUGCCUGUGUUCGACACAAACCUCUCCUCUCGGAUUCCACUCGUUUCGAUCAGUAAACUGCGUUAAACUGCUCGUGUCUCUUUUACCUGUGGAUAAACGAGUCGUGUCGGUUUGGGUGAAAUGGUCCUUUACUAAUAUGAACUAAUGGCUGCAGCCUGUAGGAUAAGCGUCUUUUUUUUCCACUUUAUGAGUCAUAUGACCCAUGGAGGCGUCACACAGCAACUGCAGACUCAGCAAGGAGGAGGCAGCUCCGUGCUGCGUCGGAUGGAUCCCAAAAAGACGCUUCCGAUACGUUUUACUUUCGGGCUGUGUGCAGUGGUUCUGUUGGAUGGUGUCGAGCUUUAGUUGGGGCGUUUGAGCGUCGACUUGCAGCAGUGUGGCUCUUAACAGACGCAGCAACACGUUGGCCCCGUACCGCCUGUUCCAUGUAUCCCAACAUGGAAAAAGCAAUAAAAAAAAAACGUCAAAGUUCCAACAUACGCGUAAUUUGGCACGUUUCGUCCGCAUGCGUAUUUGCGCAUCACCAAACUGAGCGCAAUGAGGUCGUUUGGUUUUCGUUUUCUUGCCACACUGUAAAAAGUGGCCAACAGAACUAGUGAGUUUCUCCACAAACACUCAGUAAAAAAGUCUCUGGGCGCGUGAAAGUGUGUGCUACAACCUUAGAACGACCACGCCACCGAUUCCGUCGCUUUGGAGUCAAAAUGGGGAUCUUUGAACAAGUUUUAAAUAACAUCGGCUGGUAAUUUUUUUGCAGUAGCGCCAUUAAACCACGUCACUAAGACCCCCCCCCCUCUUUUACCCUCCCUGUACGACCAACAUCCACAGUUUGGGAGCAACUGGUUAAAGAUUUUGGAUCCGAAGCGCAAUUAUGAUGACCGGCUUUCGACUCAACUUGUCGCCGCUGAAGGAGCCUCUGGGCUUCGUCAAACUGGUGGAGUGGCUCACGGCCAUAUUCGCCUUCAGCAGCUGCGGCGGCUUCACGGGCACCAACGUCGUCACCCUCUUCUGCGGCGACGGGCGCAACGAGACGCUCAGCGCCAACUUCCACUACCCGUUCAGGUUGAGCCAGGAGCCGCUGGUGCCGGGGAACGCCACCCUCUGCAACCGCAGCGUCGCCACCACGCACAUGGUGGGAGACGCGGCCUCGGCGGCAGAGUUCUUCGUGGGCGUGGCGGUCAUCUGCUUCCUGCACUGCAUGCUGGCUCUGCUGGUUUACCUGGGCUACAUGCACGUCUACAAGGACUCCGACCUCGGCCCCAUCUGCGACUUCCUGGUCACGGCGGUCCUGGUCUUCCUGUGGCUGGUGUGCGCGUCCGCCUGGGCCAAGGGGCUGCAGAACGUGAAGUACGCCACGGACACGGAGGGCAUCGGCGCCACGCUGGCGCUGUGCACGGGCGGAAACGUCACCUGCGCGGUCACCGAGUUCGCCAACAUGCGGACCCUCAACAUCUCUGUGGUGUUCGGCUUCCUCAACGUCUUCGUGUGGGCGGGCAACGCCUGGUUCGUUUACAAGGAGACCCGCUGGCACUCUCAGAAGUUCGUCUCCCAGACGGGGCCCGGGAGGCAACAGGUCCCUGCCCCCAUCUAACGCACGCACGCACGCACACACACACACACACACACACACACACACACACCAAGUUAAUGGAGAGGACACUUACACCACUUACUGGAUGUGGACGUCGUCAGUGGAGCAGCAGGUACGAUCUGAGAGAAAAAUUUUCCUCAACCCUGAAGCUGAGAAGCAGAUACACCUGAGCUUUAAUGGCCUCACGCGGGCCUUCGUAUCGCCCACGUCCCACGGUCGCGCUCAUCGAGGCGCUCUUCGUGCUCCGCGGAGCAGAUACGCGCAGGCGGCGGCCAGAUGCGCUCACGGUUGGACCUCGCAUGCAGCUCGUGCUGAUGGAGGUGGUUCCCUUCGCUCUGGCUUAAGGCUGCAGCUUGAAUUUCUUCCGCUAAAGACAAUGAGUGUUGCACGUCUUGUAUGUUUAAGGUUCUGUCCCUUUUGUGCAUCUUUGCAGGAAUAUUCGUUUAGUUAGAUUUUGAAGCUUUAAGGCAUCAUUUGUUUAAAUGCGUCCAUGGUUUCUGUGUGACACACACGAGAGAGUGUGAACCCAUGGAGGAUGCUUGAUUAAGAGCAGCCUUUUUAAUUACGCCAGGAAACUGUUGCAGGCAAAGUGUGAAUUCUUUCUUUUCUCUGGAGGCUUCUUUAGUUUGUACCAAGGUACCAGUUAAAGGACGUUUCUCUCUUCACGCCGCCUGUUGAAAGUUGAACUAAGUGAAGUGUCUCUGCGUCACUGUUGAGCUGUUCUGCCAAAGCGCUCGUCUCGUCUCUUGUUAGAAGCAUCUCUCGUGUCCCCCACUUGAUGCUGAACUAAUAAUCUUGUCUCGUUUUUCCAAUCGUGUAGCUUUAUUGAAUCCUCGUGAGUCACCGGACAAUGAGCUGUUGUUGUGUUUUAUAAGCGGUGUCACAUUUUAUUUUAUAUUUCAAUAUGAAUAUGUUUAGAUGGUCCGUUUCAGUCGUCUCGUGAUUUUCGUUCGUGUCAAACUGUUGCUGAUUAAAGUUUGAGAAAUAAACGUCAUAACAGCUGUGUGUAGUGUACUGGUUACACCACGGCGCUGUCCGACUAAGCUACAGCUUUCUCAGUCGUUCAUAUGCAUGUAACCUGCCAAACUGUCUUAUUCAAGAUGCCUACUUUCUGUGAAUGCACAGUAUUUUUGUGUUUUUCCAAUAAAAUUCAUGAUUUGUUUUUGUUUUUUUCCCAAAAUGCUUGUUUAGGCUUAUUUUCAGUGUGUUCCACGACUAAUUGAGCUCAGAUGAGCAGAAUGCACGGAUGGAUGAGUGCUAUAUUCGUUAAAAAAAAAAGAAAAACAAAAGUCUAUUUUCUCUGUACAUUUUCCACCCUGAUCGUGUGUGAAGAUGUCAAGAUGAAGCAACGCUGCAUUUGUGACCCAGAACCACUGCUGUGACCCCUGAAGAGACACACACAGUAGUGUGUGUUGUGGUUAAGUCUUCCUCUGUAUGAGAGAGACACAGAAUGUAAAGCAGAAUAAUUAGAACACAUGCUGGUGGCGUGGUAUAAAAGACAGGAAAGACAGGUUUCACCAACGGAUCUUCAUUUCAAUGCGUCUAUGGGCUGAUAUAUAAACUGAUCAUGUUGUGUCAUUUCCUUGCUUUCACUGAAUGUUGUCAUUGACUCUAAAGUUCCUCCCCUAUUUUCAUCUGAUUCAGGCUGUGUGAUGUGAUUAUGAUCGGGGU
Molecule: messenger RNA, 3618 nt
Organism: Betta splendens (Siamese fighting fish)
Lineage: Eukaryota; Metazoa; Chordata; Actinopteri; Anabantiformes; Osphronemidae
Gene: sypl1
Product: synaptophysin-like 1
Exons: 5
Coding region: 1228-1947 (239 amino acids)
Cellular component (GO): synaptic vesicle; synaptic vesicle membrane
Source: RefSeq, a predicted model, not a curated record